Messenger RNA from Limulus polyphemus (Atlantic horseshoe crab), 2346 nucleotides. RefSeq lists its product as uncharacterized. Gene Ontology annotation, biological process: regulation of transcription by RNA polymerase II. The transcript has 9 exons. The coding region runs from base 1 to 2346 and encodes 781 amino acids. The record is from RefSeq and is a predicted model, not a curated record. Lineage: Eukaryota; Metazoa; Arthropoda; Merostomata; Xiphosura; Limulidae. Gene Ontology annotation, molecular function: DNA-binding transcription factor activity, RNA polymerase II-specific; protein dimerization activity; RNA polymerase II transcription regulatory region sequence-specific DNA binding.
AUGAAAGAAAAAUCGAAAAACGCAGCCAGGUCAAGGAGGGAAAAGGAGAACGCUGAGUUCUUGGAAUUGGCCAAGAUGCUUCCUCUGCCUGCAGCUAUUACAAACCAGCUGGACAAGGCGUCAAUUAUAAGACUGACCACUUCCUACUUAAAGAUGAGAGCUUUGUUUCCUGACGGACUGGGAGAUGGUUGGGGUACAGUUACCCCGCCAAAUAACCCUCGCGAAGGAGGCAUCAAAGAACUGGGAUCACAUCUCUUACAAACACUAGACGGAUUUGUGUUCGUUGUAGCUCCUGAUGGAAAGAUUAUGUACGUUUCUGAAACCGCCUCAGUUCAUCUCGGGUUAUCGCAGGUGGAGAUGACAGGCAACAGCAUAUACGAGUAUAUUCAUCCAGCUGACCACGACGAAAUGACAGCUAUUUUAACCUUACAUCCUCCGCUGCCUCAGCCCCACGUGUCUCAAGAUUUCGAAGUGGACAGGUCAUUUUUUAUUCGGAUGAAAUGUGUACUGGCCAAGCGCAAUGCUGGUUUGACCUCUGGUGGUUACAAGGUAAUCCAUUGUAGCGGUUACCUAAAAGUCAAACAUUAUUCUAUGGAUGUGGCGCCCUACGACGGUUGUUAUCAGAACAUGGGAUUGGUUGCCGUCGGUCAUUCUCUACCGCCUAGUGCAAUUACCGAAAUCAAGAUGUACAGCAAUAUGUUCAUGUUCAGAGCUAGCCUCGACCUUAAGCUCAUCUUCCUGGAUGCGAGAGUGGCCCACCUUACAGGCUACGAACCACAAGAUUUGAUAGAGAAAACCUUGUAUCACUAUAUACACGGGUCAGACUGUCUCAACAUGCGGUAUUCUCACCAUACUCUUCUCCUGAAAGGUCAAGUGACAACUAAGUAUUAUAGAUUUCUUACAAAAGAUGGUGGCUGGGUGUGGAUGCAGAGCUAUGCUACAAUUGUUCACAAUAGCAGAUCGUCGCGCCCCCAUUGUAUUGUCAGUGUCAACUACGUCCUAAGUGAUCUUGAAGCCAAAGAUCUGCAGCUUCAAUUAGAGCAAAUUUCCCAUAGAAGCGCCACCUGUCAUAGUGAGAACGGGGCACUUUCUGCAAAGCCAACGCAGACAGGAAAACUUCGAAGUACUAGAAACAAGAACCGUCGAUCUCCGUAUCCCCCAGCGGAUACUCAUCUAUAUAGUGGAGACCCAGGGAUGGCUUUUGACCAAACUGGUGUACCCUUGGCGGGCUGUCAUUAUACAGUUAGUAAUUUUCCAGAUGACAGGAACUGCCAAGCAAAUACUAGGCAAACAGUUUAUCAUGAUGCAAACUUUCUGGGCUACAAUCAGCAGCGGUUCUCCUCAGCCGAGGACGCAUUGGCUUUCCAAGAACAGGAAGAGCGCUAUGUCACCCGAACUGACAUGGCUAACUUUCCGGGUUACUCAACGUGUUCCCAGCUAGUUGGUCCAGUUCCAGAAGUAGAAAUAAAACUCCUUCCACAGUCUGUUGUAAACGCUUCUUCCACGCAAGCAACUCUCCCGUGUCCUCCAGGUCCCAUGCCAGAAGUGUUUACGGUGGUGCCACCUAGAGAGCAGUUGGCCUAUCUGAGGAGUGACGUCGUCCAAAAUCAUCAGUCUCACUUUAAUAUAUAUCAUCCUGGUUCAUACAGUAAUCACUCAGACUGCACACUUUCGGACCCAGAUAUAGACAGCUUCCACAGCCUUACAGCUCAUCAAAGUCCGUGUCACAGUCGGGCAGAAAGUGUUGUCGGAUCUUCCUCGCCUGCUGGUAAGUCAACAUCUUCAACCCCUAAUCCAGGACCAGGACAACGAGAGGACACCGCUGAACAGGUGAACUCCGACAGUGCCUUAUCUCUAACUCCCUCUGACGGCUCGUUGAAAACCUACAAAUCAGUAAUAAUGUUGUGUUCCCCUUCUAAUGAAUUCUCCACCCAGAACAUUUCCUUUGCUAGUCAACCAGGUGACACCCGUAGUGUGUUUCCGGGUCACUCAAUCAAGUCGUCUUGCGACGAAAGACAGCUCUUCCAGAGCAAUGACAUUCACAUAGAUGCCUAUAGUGGCGCCCCCUAUUUUACUAAUCAGAGAUUCCCAACUCCAGCGUAUACCACUAUGAUGGACCUGGAAAAUGAUAAGUACACAACCCUUGAAACUUGUGAUCGAACUGGUCCGCUAAGCCACGACUAUAGCACUGCAGAUAAAGCUCUAUAUAAAUUAAAUAGUUUUCAACCUACGCUGACUUGUCCCGACAGUGAUUUCCAGAGAAGCUCGACACUUCAACAGGCUGGCUAUACGAGUGUCAUAGUAGACGCUCAACAAUAUCAGUUGGCAAAUGGGUUUGUUCACUGA